AUGAAAUUCGCAUUGGCACUGUUGGCCCUCGUGGCAACAACCACCGCAUACAGAUUCCCUAACGUCGGCAGAGGCGAGCUUGCAAAGGAGCUCCAGGACUUUUUGGAUAUUAUGCCUCAAGAUGAAAUAGCUGCAAUAACUGUACAAUACUAUAAUGAAGAUGCAGAGUUUAAGGCUAUGAUCGAGUACUUCAAGAGUGAAGAGUUCAAACAGCUAGUAAAAGAAGUCGAAAAUUUGCCCGAGGUGAAAGAUUUGAUGGAAUAUAUCUAUAACGCCGGUCUUGACAUUUACCAGAUGGUGGACAAAUUAAACAGCUGGCUCGGAAUCCUACCUUUCACCCGCAACUUCGCCGGGAAACAGAUUACCGGUGGAAUUCGUGGAUAUGUCGAUGACAUCUUAGCCAUCCUACCUAAUGAUAAGAUCGACGCGCUUUACGAAGAAAAAAUGCAAAACUCUCCGGUAUUCAUCAAUUUCAUAAAGCAACUGCAGUCCGAAAAUUUCCAAAAAAUCAUAAAUCAGGUUUACUGUAACACGGCAUUCCUGGAUCUCCUGAAACACGCUAAGAAUGCCGGCAUUGAUCUCAUACUCGUCAAGAACUUGAUAGAGCGUCUCCUCGGCGUCUUUAUUCCCUCUCCUGACGAGUAUUCCAAAGUGCUGAAGCUCAUCCCCCAUUGCGCGCUCAGCGUGAGAAAGAUCUGGAUCGUUCGGUGUAAUGACACCGAGAACAAUAUACUGGACAUCCGACACAAUUUGCGUGUUCACUCCGCUGCUCUUGAGGCCAUUCAGAAGGGUCUCGUAAGCCUUAAUGUCGUAAAGUUUGUUAACCAGUUGCUGGAAGUUUUUAGACUGGAGCUGACUGAUCAAGCCGACCUCAAUGCACAUUCAGCCAUCACGAUGAAACUUGUAUUUGCGCUAGUCACCGUCCUGGCCAUCUUUGGCCUGGGCCAAGCCCACCAAUUUCCCGAUUUCGGCAAAGGUCCCCUUCACGAAGAUAUCCAAGACUUUUUGGAUUUGAUCCCCGUAACAGAAAUUGCCGAAGUCAUUGUGGAUUACAUAGAACACGAUCAUGAAGUAAAAGCUAUUGCUGACUAUCUCCGAAAAGAUCCAUCUUUAAUCAGAAAUCUGUGGAUAGAAUUCCAGUCUGUUCCUGAACUUUUGAAUCUUCUCAAUUAUAUGCAGAAGGAGGGUGUCAAAAUCUACGAAGUGAUAAACGAGGUUAACAGAGCUCUUAAUAUAAAGGAACUCGUACCACCUGCUGAUACGUACUCUAUUACCACGAAGAGGACUGGUGGACUCGCCGGAUUUUUCAAAGACAUCAAGGCUCUGUUCAAUUAUGACGACUUCAUUUCCACGUACGUGAACAAGAUGCGUCACUCAAAAGCCUUCGUCAAUUUCAUCAACGAACUCAAAUCCGACAACUUCCAGCGAUUUGUUAAUAAAUUUUACUACAAAAAGUCCGUCCAAUUGGUUCUGGCGGGCCUCAAAAGGAGCGGAGUGAACACGCGAGUUGUAGCGAAUAUCAUGUAUCUCGUUCUCGGCAUCACUGUACCGGACAGGCCUCCUAAAACGGUACAAGAAGAGCUGAUGGACUUUCUGGCGCUAGUUCCGGUGCAGCAAUUCCUUGAUAUAAUACUGCAAUAUAUAAACGAAGACGAACAAGUUAAAAACGCUUACAUAUACAUGUUCACACCCGAGUUUCAUACUUUAAUACGCUCUAUCGAAGCGCUUAAAGAACAUCAAGCGUUAGUAGUAUUUGUGCAAAAAGCUGGUGUCAACGUCAUCGAAGCUAUUCAGCAGUUCCACAGGUCCAUCGGUAUGGAGGAGUAUGUGCCUCCUAAAAUAGAAAGCCUCCUGACACACAAAGCUGGACUGCAAAAAAUCGGCGAUGGAAUGAAGGGAAUGCUCGAGGAUUUGUAUGCUGUAUUACCUUUGGACAAAAUCGACGCUCUUUACAAGGAAAAGAUGAUGAACUCCGAGGUCUUCGCUGAGUUCAUUGCAAAAAUGUCUUCCCCGGAGAUGCAGGAAAUCGUCACAAAUUUGUACAACCAUCCAACUUACAAAGAUGCCCUCAUGAAGACCAGAGAAAAGGGAUUGGAACUCGAGGGAUUGACAAAACUUGCCUCUAGAAUAUUUGGUAUUAAAUUCCCUGAUAUGAUGCUCGCAUCAUUCUGAACAUUUAUGACUUGCAACCUAAACACUAUUACACGCUGAUGUAAUAACGAAAUAUAAGAGUUUUCAAAUUCAAUAAUUACUUCUUUAUAAUUAACAAUAAAUUCAUUGGCUCAUAAAUGAAUUACUUAUAUCAUUUGCUUCUCACUACAUGAAUAAUGAAAUAAAUGAGUGCUAAAAAAAACAAUCA
Molecule: messenger RNA, 2359 nt
Organism: Linepithema humile (Argentine ant)
Lineage: Eukaryota; Metazoa; Arthropoda; Insecta; Hymenoptera; Formicidae
Source: RefSeq, a predicted model, not a curated record